CGAGCGCGCCCAAUGGCGGCUCGGCCGGGGCCUGGAGACCCCGCCCCGUGCCCCCGCGCCGGGGAGCGGACGAGAGUAAAUACAAGAGGAGCGCAAGAUGGCGGCCCCGCCGAACCCCGCUCCGGGCGCCGCGGCCGCGCUCUCGGACAGGGAGGCGUUCGGCAAGCUGCAGCCGGCCUCGCGGGAGCCUCCGGGGGCGGCGUCCGCCAAGAAGGUCCGGACCGAGGAGCGGAAGGCGCCGCGGAGAGUGAACGGCGACGGCGGCGGCAGCGGCGGGAGGCAGCCUGCGAGCUACGGCGGCCCGGCGGCUUGGAGCUUCGCGCCCGCCUCCUCCUCGUCCUCCCCGGCCGCCGCCCGGAGCUGCUUCUCCCCGCCGGCCUCCGCGGCCCCCGCUCCCCCGCCGCAGCCGCAGCCGCUGCCGCGCACGCUGCUGCUCGCCCCCUCGCUGCUGCACGCGCGGCCCCAGCACGUCCUGCUCCCGCCCGCCGCGCCGCCCUCCUCCUCCUCCUCCUGCUCCGCCGCCUCAGCCGCCGCCAAGCCGCGCAGACCCAAGGACCGGCGCGAGCGGGAGAAGCGGAGGCACGGCCUCGGCGCCGGCGCCGCCCGGGAUGAGAACGGCGAGGCCAGGCCGGCGUCGCUGCAGCCGCAGCCGCCGCGAGAUAAAAUCAAAGACAAAAUUAAAGAGAACGACAAAGAAAAAGAGAGAGAAAAAAAGAAACACAAAGUAAUGAGUGAGAUCAAGAAGGAAAAUGGAGAUGUAAAGAUUCUGCUGAAAAGUGGGAAGGAGAAACCAAAAACAAAUAUAGAAGACCUACAAAUUAAGAAAGUAAAGAAGAAAAAGAAAAAGAAACACAAAGAGAAUGAAAAGCGGAAGCGUCCAAAAAUGUAUAGCAAGUCUAUUCAGACCAUCUGUGCAGGAUUGCUGUCUGAGGCUGAGGAUCAGGAAGCCAAAGGCGUCUUAAAUGAUCACAUAAAGGAUUCCAUUGGAAAACAUUUAAACGCCAAGAACUGUGACUCUAAGGUUUCUGGUAACAGUGACUCUCCGUUUGUCUUGUUGAAGGAACCGCGCGUUCAGCAUAACCUAAAGAGGUUGGACACGCUGGAGUUCAAGCGGCUCGUUCAUAUCGAGCACCAGCCUAACGGAGGGGCGUCUGUGGUCCAUGCCUACAGUAGUGAGCUCUCCUGCCUGUCUCCUGUGGAGAUGCAGAGAUUUGCAGAAGAAUUUGUGGGGUUAGUGUUCAGUGAAAAUAAAAGUUCUGCAGCUUUCUAUGUCAUGGGUAUUGUUCAUGGGGCAGCUGCUUACUUACCCGACUUUUUAGACUACUUUUCCCGUAAUUUCCCCAAUUCGCCAGUGAAAAUGGAGAUACUGGGAAAGAAAGACAUAGAGACAACGACUAUGUCCAGCUUCCAUGCUCAGGUAAAAAGAACAUAUUCUCAUGGUACUUACAGAGCUGGCCCCAUGCGACAGAUUAGCUUGGUGGGAGCCGUUGAUGAAGAAGUAGGAGAUUUCUUCCCUGAGUUCCUUGACAUGUUGGAGGAGUCACCGUUCUUAAAAUGUACGUUGCCGUGGGGAACACUCUCUAGUCUAAAGCUAGAGAGUCGGAAAGAUAGCGAUGAUGGCCCUAUCAUGUGGGUGCGUCCAGGAGAGCAGAUGAUCCCUGUGGCGGACAUGCCAAAGUCGCCCUUCAAGAGGAAAAGGACUACCAAUGAAAUCAAAAACCUUCAGUAUCUACCUCGAACCAGCGAGCCUCGGGAGAUGCUGUUUGAAGACAGGACGAGGGCCCACGCUGACCACAUAGGCCAAGGCUUUGAGCGACAGACCACAGCUGCUGUGGGGGUGCUGAAGGCUGUGCACUGUGGACAGCGACCUGACCAGCCCCGAAUAACCAAAGAUGUGAUUUGUUUCCAUGCAGAAGAUUUCUUAGAAGUAGUUCAACGAAUGCAGUUAGAUUUACACGAACCUCCACUGUCCCAGUGUGUUCAGUGGGUUGAUGAUGCAAAACUUAAUCAGCUGCGGAGAGAAGGCAUUCGCUAUGCCAGGAUUCAGCUGUACGACAAUGACAUUUACUUCAUUCCCAGGAACGUUGUUCAUCAGUUCAAGACCGUCUCUGCCGUGUGCAGUUUGGCGUGGCAUGUUCGACUUAAGUUAUAUCACGCAGAGGAGGACACUUGUCACGAAACAUGCAUGUCAUCAGGUCCUAAGUCAUCCGUUCUCGAACCUCACACCGGCAACAUCCUUUGUGCUGUGAACCAAACCUCAUCAGACUCUGUGUUUUCAGACAAACUUCCUUCUAAGUAUGAAUCCCAACAGAUUAAACAUGAACCUGUUGCCCCUACAAGAACCAAGGAAGACCCUUUGAGAGUUACCAUAGCUGAAAAGACUAGAACCCUGGAUAGCACAGAAGGCAAAACUGUUAAGACGAAGUUGGAUCAUGUUCAGUUUUCAGGUUUCCAGAUUGACGUGGAGUCUAAAUUUGAAGACAGUAACAAAGACUUCAGGGAAGAACUGUGUCCUGGAAGUCUCACUGAUGUAGUUGAUACACGGCAACAGAGUUCUGUGCACUCAAAUCAAGACAAGAACGAUAAUGACAAUUUGUGCUGAAUUUGUACAUUGUGUUUAAAAUUCCUUUUUAAAGAUAAUUUGUAAUAACGAUUCAUGAAAUCUGAAAGCGAGCCCAGGAAGUGCUCUCGUUGGUUACAGCGUAGUUUAUGUAGCUUCGUAACAUUCCGCAGUGCCUGUCCGUGACUGAAUCCGCGCACUAGGGCCCGCCGCACUGUCACCAUUGCCGGUCACAUCAAAGGAGUCUGAGUUUUAGGUUCAGAAUGGAGCUGACAAAAAUCACAUAAAUAUAUUUUUUGUAAUAUGAGCCAGAAUUCUUUUUUGACAAUUUAAGGUUUUCCAUAGAGCUUAUUUAUAUCGACGUUUCCUUUGCUGUCAAGUGUGUCAGCAUUGUAUGUACAUAGCUUUCAGAAGUCUUUAGUAUGAUCCAUAUUGAAACGUGAGCCCUAAUAAAGGUUCAUAACAAUGCUUUCUGUUGAGUUUGCAGAAACAACCUGACAAUUCAGUUUGUUUGAUCUAUGUCUCUGUUAAUGUAUACACAUGGGGGAGGAAAUGGAGGAAAAUGUAUGUGCUCAAAUCUAGUAAAUAUUUAAAUUUCCCAUAUUGUACAAACCUUCAAAGAACCAGGAUUCAGUUAUGAAAGCAUAUACAUAUAUAUAAUAUAUUGUGUGUUUGUGUGUGUGUGUACACACAUGUGCGUGUAUUUUGGGAUGUAUAUUAUGUAUAUUGUUUUGCACAGUUUCUUAAAUUGAUGGAUAUAUGAAAAUUCCUAGUGCUACUUUCUGGAAUAAAUCUUAAAAUAUUUAUGUUCAACAAUAAGAAAAUAAUUAAUAGUUAGAAGUUGGGAGAAACUAAGAAUGUUGAUGUUUUUAUCCCUUUAAUUAAUGAAGUUACGUGGCCAGA
Messenger RNA from Alexandromys fortis (reed vole), 3463 nucleotides. It is a transcript of the gene Rsbn1l, whose product is annotated as round spermatid basic protein 1 like. Gene Ontology annotation, cellular component: nucleus. The transcript has 8 exons. Lineage: Eukaryota; Metazoa; Chordata; Mammalia; Rodentia; Cricetidae. Bases 98 to 2602 code for a protein of 834 amino acids. The record is from RefSeq and is a predicted model, not a curated record.